This is a messenger RNA of Dermochelys coriacea (leatherback sea turtle), 2695 nucleotides long. RefSeq names its product Rho GTPase activating protein 15 (gene ARHGAP15). Gene Ontology annotation, cellular component: cytoplasm. The transcript has 14 exons. Lineage: Eukaryota; Metazoa; Chordata; Testudines; Dermochelyidae. Gene Ontology annotation, biological process: signal transduction; regulation of GTPase activity. The record is from RefSeq and is a predicted model, not a curated record. Bases 162 to 1592 code for a protein of 476 amino acids.
UCUUUCUGUCUUUAUAAACUGAGGGAGAUUAAACCAAUUGCACCCUUUAGCCAUGUGACCUACAUGGUUUCCGGUUUUAGAAACAGUUAAACAGUUACAAGUUGAUGGCAGUUGGAGAUAAGAAGAAGACGUCCAUGAUUCUGUAGGACAACGCAGUAAUCAUGCAAGGACUUCCAGCUUCCGAUACCUCCUCUGAAAAACCAAAUCCUACCCACCAAAAUAUAGGGGCUGUUCAAAUGAGGAUCAAAAGUGCUAACAGCCACCAUGACAGGCAUAGCCAAAGUAAAUCAAUGAUCUUUUCUGAGAAUGUGAAGGUCAAAGAACCUAUAUCUCGUCAUAGAAGGAAUCAUUCCCAACAUAACUUAUUACUCACAGACAUCAUUAGCCCAAAGGAACAAACGGUAGUGGAAAAAGAAGGAUAUCUUCUAAAAGCUAAAAUUGCAGAUGGAGGCAAGAAGUUAAGGAAAAACUGGUCUACUUCUUGGAUUGUUCUUGCUGGUGGGAAAAUAGAAUUCUACAAAGAAUCCAAACAGCCAGCAUUGGCCAAUCUGAAAGCAGGAUAUAAACCAGAAUGGGUGGAUUUGUGUGGUGCUCACAUUGAAUGGACUACAGAGAAAUCUAGUAGAAAGAAUGUCUUUCAGAUCACAACAAUAUCAGGAAAUGAAUUCCUCCUUCAGUCUGAUAUUGACUUCAUCAUAUUGGAUUGGUUCCACGCUAUCAAAAAUGCAAUUGACAGAUUGCCAAAAGAACAGAGUUGUAAACCAAGAAAUCUGGAGUUCAAACUUCAAAAAUCCUCUAGCAGUGAAUUACUGAGCAGCUUAAGUACAGAGUCCAAAGAACCAAAGUCUGAACACAGAAGAUCUCUAAUUUUCAGACUGAACUACAGUGCCUCUGAUACAAAUGACAGAAAUCGAGUCAAAAGCAGAUUAAAGAAGUUUAUCAACCGAAGACCCUCACUGAAAACAUUGCAAGAAAAGGGACUUAUUAAAGAUCAAGUUUUUGGCUCCCAUUUGCACUUAGUGUGUGAGCACGAAAAUUCCACAGUCCCCCUAUUUGUAAAACGGUGUAUAGAAGCUGUUGAAAAAAGAGGUCUGGAUGUCGAUGGAAUCUACAGAGUUAGCGGCAAUCUGGCAACAAUACAGAAGUUAAGAUUUGUUGUCAAUCAGGAAGAGAAGCUGAAUUUGGACGACAGCCAGUGGGAGGACAUCCACGUUGUCACCGGAGCACUCAAGAUGUUUUUCAGAGAGCUGCCUGAGCCACUGUUCCCAUACUGCUUCUUUGAACAGUUUUUGGAGGCAAUAAAAAAUCCAGACAGCAGCACUCGAGUUAAGUCCAUAAGGUAUCUUUUACAGAAGCUCCCUAGACCAAACCGUGACACAAUGAAAAUCCUCUUUGAACAUCUAAAAAAGAUAGCAGCCAAGGAAUCCGUGAAUCUUAUGUCAACACAAAGCUUAGGAAUUGUGUUUGGACCAACACUCCUUAGACCUGAAAAGGAGUCAGGGAACAUGGCAGUACACAUGCUGUACCAAAACCAGAUAGUUGAACUUAUGUUAAGUGAGUACAAUAAGAUCUUCAGCUCUGAGGAAGACUGACAGACAGGGCCUGUUAUUGAAAAUGUUCACAUCUGUCUUGAUGUCUAAUAUUUUUACAUUUCUGUAAACAUAUUUCUGAAAUAUUUCUUUUUCUUUCAAGUGACAGAUGCCUCAUUUUGUGAAAACUUAAUGAUGAUUUUGUGUUUAAUUUUCAAACAUUGGAAUAAAAAAUAGUGUCAACAUUUGCUAUAUGUAUUCUACAUUAACCCUUUGAGAGUUUCAUUCUGCUAAAACUCCAGGGCUCAUUUUUCAUCCCAUUAUUUUCAAGCUGGGUAUAUAGAAUGUGGUCAAAAAAACACAGGAAGUGCUGCUUACCAGCAUAUACAAUGGUACAACAAGAUAAACAGCAAUACAGAUUAAUGGUUUAAAAAUAUAUUAAAAGCAAUUAAAUUAAAACAGACAUGUUUCAUCAUUCAUAACCGAUUUUGGUGUAAAUAUAACAUACCUUUUCCCUUUGAUGUACAGUGAGAGUUAUGGAGACAUGUUGAAUGGUAAUUUUUUCCCUAGCAAAAGUGACAGUUCAAAACAGUUUCCAAUGAAUAUGUUUAAAGAGAGAGAAAGAGAGCAAGCUGCCCUUAUUGCAGUAUUAUAAACAUUCUGCCUAAAAAAUUAGACACAAAAUUAAAGCCUAGACGUUUUAUCCUUAAAUGCUGUACAUGAAAUUUAGAAAUUGCAUGACUGCUCAUUUUUAAUGUAACAUCCAUUUUGAUUCUUCAUCACAUUGUACAUCUUCACUCUUUCCCUAGCUAUGUCAUGUUAUGUAGAAUUUUUAUUAUGCUCCUGAGGAUGCUUUAUUGGUGAACUACAUUAAAUUCAUCUAGAAAGAACUUUAAAAAAAGCCUUUUUAUAUGCCCUUAGGAUUACUUGGCUAGACUUGAAUCAAUUUAUGCAUUUGAUGGUUAGUUUCAGUUGUCAUGGAUAAACAAAAGGGUAACUGUCUCAAAUAUAUCAAAUAUUGUUUUAUUUUGAAAUGUAUGUUUCCAGCUAUAAACAUCUUCUACCCUGUUUUGUAAAAGUAUUCUGCUGAUAAAAUGUACACUUAUGUUUGACAGCUUUUUAAUCAAGUUCAAAGAGAAUAAAUAAAACUAAUCCAGUGUGGUAAA